AGGUCGGAGAUUGCGGUUGUGCUUUUGACCAGGUUUCGGUCUGCUACUAGAGCAGAGCAUUCUCUUCUUCUCCUCUCAUUUGUCCGCGCUUGAAAUCUCAUAGGUCAUCGUCAUUACUGGAUUGGAUCAGGGGCAUAAGGCCAUUCUAAGCAACUGGACAGCCAUGGCGUUCUUUCAAAGCAUGAUAUGGAAUAUUGAUCUGCAGUUAGUUUUCUGAUUAAAGGAAGUCCUGCUAUUCUUGGUGACCAAGAAGAAGAUGCCGAUUGAUGUUUUUGGGAGAGAUUUUGAUUACUGAGAAAAUCAAAAUCCAAACCGGAAGACCGAAGAACACAUCUCGGGUCGGCACACGUGGUAUGGAGAGAAGGAGGAUGCAAGUGCCCCAAAUUUGAUAUGGAGGUUUCUGACGACCGUAUUCCUCGACUUACAAGUGGCCAAAAGGUUUCUGGGGAGUUAUCUGCUGCUUCACCUGAACGCCUCUCUGUGGCAUCUCCUGAUGUUGGUGCUGGGAAGCGCAUCCAUGCUCUACCUUCUGCAGCUGAUGCUAAUCAAUUGCGUACUUCGCUCUUGUUAUUCACAGACAUCCUUGUCUCUACAUGGUUGUAAACCCUAGGUAUGGCGCAUAUUGGUUAUGUGGUACUGGCAAUGCAGCUAACAAUAGGGUGACCCAUUGAGGGAAUUUGAUUCAUCAGGACUGAACAAUGUUGCCUGGAAGGAAAGGGUUGAUGGCUGGAAAAUGAAGCAAGAGAAGAAUAUAGCUCCAAUGAGCACUGCCCAGGCUACUUCUGAAAGAGGAGGUGGUGAUGUCAAUGCCAAGCACCGAUGCGCUUGUGGAUGACUCUUUACUGCACGACGGAGAAGGAGAACCAUCACAGUUAGCUGCUGUUGUCGGUACUGUCGACCCACUAAAGAACAUCCUCUAGUGACAGCAAAUACAGCAUUCUUCGUUCUUGCAGUUGACUACCCAGUUGACAAGGUCUCAUGCUAUGUAUCCAACGAUGGAGCUGCUAUGUUAACUUUCGAGGUCCCUUCUGGAACAUCAGAGUUCGCAAGGAAAUGGGUUCCUUUUGUAAGAAGCAUAGCGUAAAGCCUUAAGCCUUGAGCCCCCGAAUGGUGCUUCGCUCCGAAAAUCGACUACUUGAAGGACAAAGGUCAUCCGUCAUUUGUCAAAGAUCACAAAGCUAUGAAGGCAUGACUUUAGAUCAGAAUCUUGAAGGUUCCCGAGGAAGGAUGGAUAAUGCAAGAUGGGACUCCAUGGCCUGGAAAAAAUACGAGGGACUGCCCCAGAAUGAUUCAGAUUUCUCUUGUUUCCUAUCGUGCUGCGUUUUAAAGGCCAUGACUCCACAUCCAAGUUCUCGACUCAGUUAUGAUACGGGGCAAAGUGGAGGUCUUGAUGCUAAGGGUAAUGAGUUGCCACGUUUGAUCUAUGUUUCUUGUGAAAAACGUCUGGGCUUCCAACAUCACAAGAAAGCUGGUGCCAUGAAUGCUCUUGUGAGAGUCUCUGCUGUCCUCACUAAUGGACCUUUCUUGUUGAAUCUUGAUUGUGAUCCCUACAUAAACAACAGUAAGGCAUUGAGAGAAGCCAUGUAUCUCUUGAUGGAUCGUAACCUUGGGAAACAUGUGAGUCAUGUUCAAUUUCCAAAGAGAUAUGACGGUGUUGACAGAAAUGACAGAUACACCAAUUGCGAUAUUGUGUUCUUUGGUUUAGGCUCUUUGUCUCUUCAUUAAAAUACAUUUUCUUAUGUUAUGUCCAAUUGCUACUUGCACUGACAUCAGAAUGACGUCCUCUGCCGAAGCGAGUUCUUUUGUUGUGGACUAAGAUUAAAACACUCUUCAGCUUCCUUGCAUAACUCAUUAGGCGGACAUUCUGUCUUAUGAUCUGGACAAGCUUAAGAGGUUUGGAUGGCAUCCAAGGUCUUGUUUAUGUUGGAACUGGCCGUAUGUUCAAUGGAACAGCCUUAUAUGGUUAUGAAGCUCCUCACAAGCCAAAGCAUAGAAAGUGAGGAUUCCUGUCUUCUCUCUGUGGUGGAUCACGAAAGAAGGCAAGAUGAAGUAAAAAGGUUUUUGACAAUAAGUGGCAAACAUGUAGUUCCAACUGUGCCUAUCUUCAGCCUGCAAGAUAUAUAAGAGGUUGUGGAAGGUACAGAUCUAGCUAUUUCUUGGAUCAUUCAAAUUUGGCUGGAAACUUCCUUGCAACCUCCAUAACAAUUGACUGGUCAACAGCAGAGAGUGGUACACAAGUUAGUGAGGCCUUGAGAUCUGGAAUGUAACCUCAUUUAAUAGUGGCCCUUGAGGUUUUGACACUUUUGCCUGAGGACGACUUUUGUCCCUGAUGACUUGGCAUUCUUACGACGAAGCAAUUUCUACAUUCUUUCAGUAAUGUAGUUUCUUAGGUUUUUCUUAAUGUUUUCUUUUCUUGGAUUUUACCUAGCUUCAUCAAUCACUUAUUUCAUUGAGACCUUGCCAAUGUGCUUUAAUAGUUCAUGUUGGCAAUCCUGCCCACUAUCCAUUUUAAUGCUGCUCCUGUGUGUAAGAGCUAUUAAAUAUCGAACAGUUCAUUUUAGGUGAUAGUGUUGAUCUUCUGCUCGAGACUUAUAAUGCUGUAAGGAGCUUUAACAUUUAUAUUAGAACCUCUCUGGCUUACAUUUUAUUUUCAUAUUCAUAGGUGCUGGAUUUGAUGAUGAAAAGUCAUUGCUUGUGUCGCAAAUGAGCCUGGAGAAGAGGUUUGGUCAGUCUACUGUCUUUGUGGCCUGUACAUUUAUGGAGAAUGGUGGCGUUCCUCAAUCUACAACUCCAGAAACCCUUCUUAAAGAGGCUAUUCAAGUCAUCAGUUGGGGUUAUGAGGAUAAAACGGACUGGGAAGUGAGGUAUGUGAGCUUAUUAUAAUAUUUAUUCCAUUAGAGUGUUUGUUGUUUAAGAGAAACAAAGAUACAUAAGUCAUGGGCUAGCAGAUCCUUGACCACAUGAUAAACCAUGCGGUGUCUAGCAAGUCAAGAAGACAUCGAGCUAGCCUUCAUUCUAUAGUUGUUCUUAAGAAUAGUAUGAUGAAUAGCAUCCUUGUAUUAUGCCACACUACGAACAGCUUAGCUUGAGCAUUCAAACCCUUGAGCAAGAUGCACGAAACAUUUUAGGCAUGACAACUGGUUUUGGCCUGCAAUGGCCUCAUAAGGAGAGUAGCAUAAGCUUUUGACCAAUUUGUGCAUGGG
Molecule: messenger RNA, 3203 nt
Organism: Eucalyptus grandis
Lineage: Eukaryota; Viridiplantae; Streptophyta; Magnoliopsida; Myrtales; Myrtaceae
Product: cellulose synthase A catalytic subunit 3 [UDP-forming]-like
Exons: 8
Coding region: 1108-1725 (205 amino acids)
Biological process (GO): plant-type primary cell wall biogenesis; cellulose biosynthetic process
Cellular component (GO): trans-Golgi network; plasma membrane
Molecular function (GO): cellulose synthase (UDP-forming) activity
Source: RefSeq, a predicted model, not a curated record